ACUACAAAUCCCAUUUUCUCAGACUGCAUGCACUUCCGAAAUAGGCCCAGCAUGCAUUUCGAUUCUUCGUGUGAAUGAAGAAUGAAGCGAAAUGGCUAACACCAAAGCUGACGUUAUUAUACCGAAUUUUGAAUGUCCAUCGUGGGCAGGGAAGCCUCCUCCUGGUCUUCAUUUGGAUGUAGUGAAAGGAGAUAAACUCGUUGAGAAACUCAUCAUAGAUGAGAAGAAGUUCUACAUGUUCGGGAGGAACCCGGACAUGUGCGAUUUCACCAUCGACCACCAGUCAUGUUCGCGUGCACAUGCCGCCCUGGUGUACCACAAGCACCUCAAAAGGGUGUUCCUCAUCGACCUCAACAGCACCCACGGUACAUUCCUGGGCCACAUUCGGCUGGAGCCUCACAAGCCCCAGCAAGUGCCUAUCGACUCCACCAUGUCGUUUGGGGCCUCCACCCGCUUCUACACCAUCAGGGAGAAGCCCCAGAGCCAGCCCGGGGCAGCAGCGGGGGACACCAAGGCCGGGGAGGACGAGGAGCUGAAGGGCCUCCUGGGCCUACCAGAGGAGGAGACUGAGCUGGAGAAUCUGACCGAGUUCAACACGGCCCACAACAAGCGCAUCUCAAGCUUGACCAUCGAGGAGGGCAACCUGGACAUCCAGCGGCCCAAGAGGAAGCGCCGAAACUCCCGAGUGACCUUUAAGGAGGACGACGAAGUCAUCAACCCAGAGGACAUAGACCCAUCAGUAGGGCGCUUCAGGAACAUGGUGCAGACCGCAGUGGUUCCUAUGAAGAAAAAGAAGCUGGAGGGUUACCAGAAUGCCCUGGGCCUGGACGACUCCGUGCCUCGCUCACACACACUCAGCCUGGGCUCCCGGAGUGGGCUCUACUCCGACCUGCCACCCAGCCACCAGGAGGGGCACCCCGGCGCCACCAUCCUCGGGGGGCUGCCGCUGCCCCUGCCCAACCCCGCGCCAGAGGUGGACCUGGCGCCCGAGCCCCAGCUGCCGCCCAUCACCCUCAACCCCACACCGGUGACGGGCCUCUACCCGCCCGAGGCCCUCAACGAGCCACGCAAGAAGAAGUACGCCAAGGAGGCGUGGCCCGGGAAGAAGCCCACCCCCUCGCUGCUCAUUUAGCCAAUGGGGUGUCGGCGCUGUCUCGUUUGGGUGGACACUUCUUAGAGAUGACACGAGGAGGAGUGUUGAAGAAGAAGAAGAUGGAGGAGACGGCCGUGUACGAACUGACUUUUUUUUCACACAUUUUUUUACACAGAUCUAUUUAUACAGGGUUUGUCUCACUUUGUUAUGGGGUGGGGUGGGGUGCGGGAGGGGAGCUCUAAAAACUUGUAUUAGCCUAUGAGUGACACUGUUGAUUGCAUUCCAUCUGUUGUCAUCCAUUGGAAGGACCAUGAUUCCAUGAUGGAUCUGUUUCCCCUGACCCCAUUCACAUCUAUUGCAUAUGAGAACAUGAUGAGGCCGCCAUGUCAUUUCUGACUCCUGGUAACCCUGUUGUUUUGACACCAUUUUAGUUUCGUUUUAUUGAGGACUUUUUAACAUGUACAGUGUUGCAACCCCCCCCCCCCCCCCAUGCUUUUUUUGCAGAUUGUUUGCAUCAGUUGCAGUGGCAUCAAAAGGCUCUUGGAUAUUCCUUCAUGUAGUAGAGUGCUAUGAAUGGUAGUUAUAUACCCGCACUCGGACUCAGUCAGGGAUUGCCUCACUGUGACUUGUGUGUUUGGUUCUCUUUAAGGUUAUAUUCUUGAUGGUUAUUUUGUGUAAUUUGUACUUAAUUUCUUUAGCUAUUUCAUACUUUGUCCUCUCUACACAUACAAUGGACAGAAUAUACCGUAUGUUAACAAAGCCAGUCCUUCAAGACCAAGUAGAUGAAAUUGUCAAGUGGAGUCUGAACGUGCAGAUCGGGGUUCAGCAACUGUACUGACCUCAACAAAAUGGACCCUUGAGGACAGCAGUGAAGAGUGUUUAGCCAAACACUCCACAAACAGGAAACCGUUAUUUUAAUGAUUUUUUUUUCUGCAUCCACUAGAUGGUGCUGUGAGGAACACAACCUUUCAGAGUAGUUGAGUCUUACAAAUGUUGGGCAUUGUGGCCUGGGCUGGCUCACUUUAAAGUGGACCUAAGGAAAAACAUCAUCAUUUCAGCUUAACUUUGGUCUGUUCUGGUACUUCGAAACAACCUACUAGAAACACCAAGUUCUCCACAUAAUGGUUGUGUAAAUGGAAACUUUGUUGUGUCGGAUACAGUGUCCAGUGUGUCUUUGAUAACGUCUGAGAGCAAAUAAACACUUUUGUCAUUUUUUAACAA
This is a messenger RNA of Sardina pilchardus (European sardine), 2314 nucleotides long. RefSeq names its product protein phosphatase 1, regulatory subunit 8b (gene ppp1r8b). Gene Ontology annotation, cellular component: nuclear speck. Bases 92 to 1132 code for a protein of 346 amino acids. Lineage: Eukaryota; Metazoa; Chordata; Actinopteri; Clupeiformes; Clupeidae. The transcript is spliced from 7 exons. The record is from RefSeq and is a predicted model, not a curated record. Gene Ontology annotation, molecular function: mRNA binding; protein binding; protein serine/threonine phosphatase inhibitor activity.